UACGAUAUGUUAGAACACACAGCAACUACACUGAUUAUUGUUCUAUCAUAUAUUGUUUUCGCUUUGGGAGAUGGAACAUCUACUCAUCAGGAUGCAGUCAAGACCGUUCUGACUGAAGAUGGUGAUAUCUUCGAGUGUAUCGAUAUACACAAACAACCGACUCUUAGUCAUCCAUCGCUGAAGAGCCACAAAGUUCAGAUGAAACCUAGCACUUUUUCGUAUGAGCUUCAAAACCGGUCUUCAUCUGUAACUACCAAGUCAUUGGCACAAGUUCCUACCAUUUCAUGCCCAAGAGGAACAGCACCCAUAUUACAAGACAGAAAAGGUGACAUCAAAAUUUUUGAAGGUUUCCACACGAUGGAUGGUCCUAGUGGAGAGCUGGCGGUCAUCAAAACAGUAGAUGAUAUAUAUGGCUCUCGUGUUUCGAUAAAUGUUUAUGAGCCAAAAGUGAAAGAAAAGACCGAAGAUUUAAGUGCAUCUUGGGUCUUGAUGUUAAACAAAGAGAAUGCCAGUCGUAUGGAAUCUGUUGGCGCUGGUUCUGUUGUAUGGCCGGCCUUUAGUGGUGAUAAUUUUGCCAGACUUCACAUUAAUUGGAGGGACAACACCCGCGAUGCUCUAUGCUAUGACCAUCGGUGUCCUGGUUUUGUGCAUGUUAAUUCAAGAAUUGGUCUUGGGUCAAAAAUACAACCAGUUUCUGUUUAUAAUGGUCCUCAACAUUUCAUAGACGUUCUUUUAUUUAAGGACCCAAAUACUAAAAAUUGGUGGUUCUUGUUGGGUGGAACCCCAGUUGGAUAUUGGCCAAGUUCAAUUUUUACUCACUUGAAGGAUAAAGUUACCGAAGCAGCUUGAGGUGGACAAGUCUAUGGUCCAACGGUUCAAUCAAACUUCCCUGAAAUGGGUAGCGGGCAUUUUGCUUGGGAGGAGUUCGGGAAAGCAGCUUAUGUGAGCAAUAUUAAAAUUGUACGUGGGAAUAAUAAGUAUUAUACACCAGAUACCGACAGCACAUUUGCUAGGAGUACCAGACCACGUUGUUACGCAAUUGACAAUUAUGGUCAAGAUGAAGGCGGCAUGCAUCUCUAUUACGGUGGACCCGGUGAUUGUAGUAAUAAUUUUAAUAGGUAGGUACAUCCUUUUGGAACAUAAUUUUCAAGUCUAAUGAUGGAUCAUAUGCUACUUGUGACGGUGUUGCAUGCACAUGAUAAUAAUGUUAUAUGCGAGAGUUUUGCCAUGA
Molecule: messenger RNA, 1231 nt
Organism: Brachypodium distachyon (stiff brome)
Lineage: Eukaryota; Viridiplantae; Streptophyta; Magnoliopsida; Poales; Poaceae
Exons: 7
Coding region: 7-849 (280 amino acids)
Source: RefSeq, a predicted model, not a curated record